This is a messenger RNA of Komagataella phaffii GS115, 3297 nucleotides long. Its product is annotated as Structural maintenance of chromosomes (SMC) protein. The transcript has a single exon. Gene Ontology annotation, cellular component: Smc5-Smc6 complex. The coding region runs from base 1 to 3297 and encodes 1098 amino acids. Gene Ontology annotation, molecular function: ATP binding; ATP hydrolysis activity. Gene Ontology annotation, biological process: double-strand break repair via homologous recombination. NCBI's taxonomy places the organism in Eukaryota, Fungi, Ascomycota, Pichiomycetes, Pichiales, Pichiaceae. The record is from RefSeq and is a predicted model, not a curated record.
AUGGGUUCAUUAAGUGACAUAGAUUUUGAAUCUCAUGUCACGCAACCCUCUAAGCGACGCAGGAUUAAUGGAUUUGAAUUGGAUGCUUAUCAAGUUGGAGCUAUCAUUAGGUUGAGAGUGAAAAACUUCCAGAACACAGGACUCAGUGAGUUCCAACUAAACCCACGGUUAAACUUUAUCGUGGGUCCAAACGGUAGUGGGAAAAGUUCAUUUGUGAAUGCCGUUUGUCUGGGAUUGGGUGGUAAACUUGAAUGGAUUGCCAAAGAACAGCUUCAGUUGAAAGAUUUCAUACGUAACGGCUGCGAUAAUUCGUUUAUUGAAAUAGAGUUUAAAGGUGCAGAAACAAAUGAAACCCUAACGGUUAGGCGAUCGUUUAACCUUACUAACAGAUCAACCUGGACUUUAAAUGGUAAAGAGACGACGGAGAAAAUGGUCAAGGAAAGGUGCAAAGAGCUGAACAUCCAGUUAGAUAAUCUUUGCCAGUUCUUGCCACAAGAGAGAGUUAGCAGAUUUUCAGAAUUGAAGCCUGAGCAGGUAUUAUACAACGUGCUUCGAUCAUAUGGAAACGGUGAGCUUUUAGAAGAUCAUAAGCAGCUUAUUGAGCUUGAGAAGGAGCAAAUAAAUGUCUCUCAACAAAUCAAAGAAGCAAUUACAACCAUCGAGGAAUUGAAAACUCAAAACUUACGACUCAAGGAUCAAGUCAGUAGGUACCAAGAAUACCAAAAAAUCAAGGAUAGUAUCAUGUUACAUCGUAAUUUGAAACCCUUCGUUGAGUUGGAGGAUUUAGCCCUUGAAGCUAAAGAGUAUCGAACAGAGUAUCACGAAAAGAAGAAGGCAUUUCAAGAGUUCACUGAUCAUAUAAAGGAAAUAACUGAACAGUUUCAGAACAAAGACGACUUGUAUAUUGAAUGCGAAAGAGAAGUUAGAGAGUUAAAAGGCCUGAUUGAUGAACAGCAGCAAAAAGUGUUCAGCCUUGAAAAGAAGCUCGAGAGUUAUGAUGACCAAAUUGACAAAUGGGAGGGAGAGAAGCCUUCCAUGCUACGUAAAAUUGAGGGAAACAGACAACAAUUGCAAGAUAUAAAGGUGGCUUUGAAGGAAUCCAUGGAUGAGAUGCAAUCCUUAAUGAAGGAAAUCAGCACAGUAGUAUCCAAUCCUGCUGAUUUAGACACAAAGCUAAGAGAAUUACAUGACGAAAGAAAGAGAAUAUCGGCUCGUGAAAGUCAGGUCGUAGUAAAGCUACAAGAUAUUGAAAGGACAAAACAAAGAGAACUGAAGGACCAAGAAGAUCAAGUUAAAUCUGAUGAACAAACUCUAUCUAAAAUUCGUUCAGAUAAAAUAUUCUUAUUAGACCAAUCGAAUGAAGUUGAUCUCAAACGAGCAGUUCUUUUUUUUAGGGAAAACAAGACCAAUUUAAGUCUGGAUGGGAAAAUUUUUGAGCCUGCUAUCCUUUCAGUCAAUGUUGAUGAUCGUUUUGCAACUCAUCUUGAGAAAUGUGUGCCCAGAAAUACUCUUCUUGCAUUUACGUGUGUGGACACCAAGACUUUGAAAUAUUGUCAAGAUAUCUUAAGAAACAGAGUCAAGGUCAACGUGCCUUUGAGAGUGGUACCUUCGGAUCCAAGAAUUCGUAAUCGUCUAACUCAUGAACAAUUGAAAGAAUUUGGUUUUAGUGGGUACUUGAGUGAUUUCAUCACAGGGGAACAGGCUGUUGUUGAUAUGUUAAUUAGUAAUGCGUUUCUGGACGUGGUGCCAGUCUCAUUAACAAAUUUGGAACCCAAAAUUCUGGAGAAACUUUCCUUAAAGGAUGCCCAGGGUAAUAUUCGGUUCCGAAACAUUAUGGAAGGUAGACAAUUUCACGAACUGCGUGUUUCUUCUUACGGAUCAAAACAAGUAUUCUCCAAGGUGAGUUUCAUCAACGAUAAACCCAGGUGGUUUACCGCUCCUGUAGAUAUGGACAGAAUAUCUCGCCAACAACAGAAGCUGGAAAGAGAACAAGGUCGACUGAAGCAACUUCAGGAAGAAUAUGACGAACUGGAACGAAAUAGACCUAGAUUGAAAGAAGAAUUGGAGCAACUGACAGCUUCAAAAGCAGCAGUCUUGAAAUCAAUAGCUCAAUUCAAGAAACUCAAGACGAGGCAUGAGCAGAUUUCACAGAGCGUUCAAUGGCAGACUGACCAAGUAAAGAAACUUCAAUCGCACCUCUCUCAUGAUAGAUUUAAAAGGUUCAAUGAGUUGAAUCAAAAGAUAUCUGAUACAACGUGGAAGAAAGUUGAACACUUACGACAAAUCAAACACUGCAUUGAAGCACUACAUGAUUUAAAAACUCGCCUGGUUGUCAAAGAGUUGAAGCGAAUAGAGGAGAAAAACAGGAAGUUGGCCCUAGAGAAACUCAAUGAUGAGAUAUUGGCGCAGGUACAAAGCAGGAAAAAUGCAACAGAAAAGGCUUUGGAUGAGUACUCCAAACGUAGGUCAGUAGUGAAGGCUAAGCAAAAGGAACUCCAAAAACUUGUCGUAGAACUAGAACCUUCUUUGAAAGAAAAGCUUGGUAAGUUAACAGAGAAUUUGAAAAAGAAAGGGCAAUUGACCAUGACACGUUUAAACCAUCAGAUUUCGAUGUUAGAUGCUCGGUUGCCCAAUGUUGGGUCUUUCAGCGAGGCAUCAACUCAAAAACUGCGACUUAAUGAAGAUAAAAUUGCUCAAUUGGAGGAAUUAUUGCCCAAUUGGAAUAGCACUUUGGAAUCGCUAAAAGCUAAGUUGACUAGUAUUGAAGAUGUUUGGGUACCAAAACUGGAAACCAUAGUUAACCAACUAUCUACCAAGUUUACGAAGGUUUUUCAUUUCAAUGGCAGAGAAGGAGAAAUUCAUUUAAUUAAAGGCAAGACUUUCAGUGAAUGGAAGAUCCAUCUAGUUGUUAAAUUUACACACAGCCAGGUGUCUAGUGUCUUUAGUAGUACUCGACACUCGGGAGGUGAGAAAUCAUUCACCACUGCAAUGUUCCUAUCUACUUUACAAAGUUUUACGCAAUCGCCAUUUAGAAUAGUUGAUGAAAUAAACCAAGGACUGGAUGAAACGGCAGAGGCUUAUGUGCAUAAGCUGAUCAUUGAGACAUCCUGUUACGAUAAAGAAGAUGGAACUAACCCCACUCAAUAUUUUCUAAUUACACCCAAACUGCUAACAAAUCUGACUUACCACCGCAAUAUGAGUACUCACUGUAUAUUUUCGGGGAGAUGGUAUCAUCAAAGUGGAAAUACUCUGGGAAAAGGAGUUGCUUCAAGAUAUGUGGAACAGUCCCAAAUAUAA